AUGCCCCGAUGCCCCUCGGGGGCCAUGGACGAGGGGCCCGUGGACCUGCGCACCCGGCCCAAGGCCGCGGGACCCCCGGGCGCCGCGCUGCCGCUCCGCAAGCGUCCGCUGCGCGCGUCCUCCCCGGACCCCGCUACCCCCCAAGCAGCCACGGGCCCCGGAGUCCCCACCGAGUCUCUAUGCGGAGGCCCGGAGGCGCCGGUAGUCCCCGCACCCCCGCACGGCCUGCACCGGCCUGAGGCGCUUUACUACCCGGGACAUCUACUGUCCCUGUACCCCACUCCACCUCUGGGCACCCCCUAUCCUCUGCUAAGCCUGCCUGCCCCUCUGUACCCAAUCAUGUGCUCGAUGGAACACCCCCUGUCGGCUGACAUCACCAUGGCCACCCGUGCGGAUGAGGACGGAGACACGCCUCUCCACAUUGCGGUGGUGCAGGGCAACCUACCAGCUGUGCAACGGCUGGUCAGCCUCUUGCAGCAUGGGGGACGAGAGCUAGACAUCUAUAACAACCUACGACAGACCCCGCUUCACCUGGCAUUGAUUACCACGCUGCCACCCAUGGUUCAGCUGUUGGUGAUGGCCGGCGCCAGCCCCAUGGCGCUGGACCGCUACGGUCAGACGGCGGUCCACCUGGCUUGUGAACAUCGCAGUCCCAGCUGCCUGCGGACCCUGCUGGACAGUGCGGCCCCGGGCACCGUGGACCUGGAGGCCCGCAAUUACGACGGCCUCACCGCCCUGCACGUGGCUGUGAACUCCGAGUGCCACGAAGCCGUGCUGCUGCUCCUGGAGCGCGGCGCAGACAUCGACGCGAUGGACAUUAAGAGCGGCCGCUCCCCGCUCAUCCACGCCGUGGAAAACAACAGCCACAGUAUGGUGCAGCUGCUACUACAGCACGGCGCCAACGUGAACGCACAGAUGUACUCCGGCAAUUCGGCGCUGCACUCGGCGUCGGGUCGCGGGCUCCUCCCGCUCGUACGCACGCUGGUCCGCAGCGGCGCCGACAGCGGCCUCAAGAACUGCCACAACGACACUCCGCUCAUGGUGGCAGGCAGCCGCCGGGUUGUUGACGUCCUGAGGGGGAAGGCCACGCGGCCAGCUGCCCCAGCACCACCAGAGCCCUUCGCUGAGCGGAGUGCCAACACCUCCCCUGAGAGCGGCAGCCACCUCAGCUCCAAUGGUCUUCUUUCUACAUCACCAUCUUCCUCGCCUUCCCAGUCUCCUCCCAAGGACCCCCCUGGAUUUCCCAUGGUCCCCUCCAAUUUCUUUCUUCCUCCCUCAUCUCCACCUGCCUUCCUGCCCUUCUCUGGAGUCCUCCGAGCUCCCGGCCGGCCCGUGGCCCCCUCCCCAGCUCCAGGAGGCAGCUGA
Messenger RNA from Orycteropus afer afer, 1365 nucleotides. RefSeq names its product BCL3 transcription coactivator (gene BCL3). Lineage: Eukaryota; Metazoa; Chordata; Mammalia; Tubulidentata; Orycteropodidae. Gene Ontology annotation, molecular function: protein binding. The coding region runs from base 1 to 1365 and encodes 454 amino acids. The transcript has 9 exons. The record is from RefSeq and is a predicted model, not a curated record.